CCAGGACACACCCCCUCAGUGGCUUUCCCGGGAGGAAGGGCACCGUCCAGUCGCUUCCUCCCUCCCCUUCUCCUCCCCUCCCCCACGCUGCGGGGCUUCGCGAUGCCGAGACGUUUCUCUCUGUGCUUCUGGGGGCUGGUGUUAAACUGCUCCGUCCCCGACCUCUCUCGCUCCUUAACGUCCCGCUAGCGGCGUUCGCAUCUCCGAGCGGGCGGUGACAGGUUCCGUUAUCCGGCUUCGCCUCCCUUCUACACGGCGGGGGGCGGACAGUAACCGAGGGGAGGCUCGUGGCGAGGGAGCCCCGCGACCUGAAGCGUCCAUGAAAACAGGCGUGUAGCGCCCUCCCCAGCGCGCGAGACUGGCCGGCUGCCCUCCGGGGCGAGGCGGUGUCCGAGGGGACAUGCUCCCCUACACCCUGCAAAAGAGCCGGACGACGGCUGAGUACCUCGCCUCUUCCGGGCUAACUAGCGAGGCGCGGGCGGGCUGAGGCCUGGGGCGCGCUGAACGCUGCGAAACAAACGAGCGAGACCUUGCAUCGCGCGCAAAAACGGGGCUGCGGGGGGCUGAAGAGGAAAGUGAUGGGCACGGGAUCGUUUUCCUCUUCACCGUUCACUCUCUUUACUCGCACUGCCGGGAGGAUUCCGGAUCCACAAAACAAACGAUUCUUUUUGGAAAAUGCCAAACAGAAGAUUUGCGACUGGUGAGGUGGUGAUGGGUCGUUGGCCAGGAAGUGUCCUCUAUUAUGAAGUACAAAUAACUAGCUAUAAUGACCUCACUCACCUUUACACUGUUCAAUACAAAGAUGGAACUGAGCUUGAGUUGAGGGAAAGCGAUAUAAGGUCUGUAUCAUCAUUUAAACCUCGAAAAAGCAAUUCUUCCUCAAGUUCUCCUUCCAGACGCAGUGGUAGCAGAUCCAGAUCUCGUUCUCCUGGUCGGUCAGCAAAAGGCAAACGUCGUUCUUCCUCCCAAAGCAGAGAAUCUAGAGAUGAGAAAAAGAAAACAAUUCGGGAAACUAACUUAACUCUUCUGAAACUGAAUGAGAACAACACUAGCAGGUAUAAUGGUGAACCUGAUAGUACAGAAAGGAAUGAUACUUCCUACAAAAUCUUACAGAAAGUUGAAUCAGAGCUAGAAAUUGGGCAUAUGCUUGACAAGUACACCUUACAUCCAAGAAGACACAAGAAAAAGGAAGAAAUAUUUUUGGAAGAGAGAGUUUUUGAGACAGCAAAAACUACUGAAAAAGUAUCAACAGAAACAAAGGAGCUAGAGUUUGGUGGAAGAAUUGGGGCCUUUUGCAUGAUCUUUUUCCUGCCUGCCACUGUAUUUUAUUUGCUGUUGAUGUGCAAACAGGAAGACCCCAGUGUUAUGAACUUCCCUCCUUUGCCAGCAUUUGACAGUUUAUGGGAGACCAGAGUGUUUGGUGUCUUUCUUCUGUGGUUCUUUCUUCAAGCUCUGUUUUCAUUACUGCCAGUUGGAAAGGUUGUAGAAGGAAUGCCACUUGUGAAUGGAAGAAGGCUGCAGUACAGAAUAAAUGGAUUUUAUGCUUUUGUCCUGACUGCUGCCGCUGUAGGAAAUUCUUUAUAUUUUGAAAUUGAGCUUCAUUAUUUAUAUGACCAUUUUCUGCAGUUUGCAGUCUCUGCUUUGAUUUUUUCUUUAUUGUUGAGCCUUUAUCUCUAUGCCCGGUCCCUGAAAGCACCUAAGGAAGAACUGUCACCUGGUGGAAAUUCUGGGAACUUUGUUUAUGACUUGUUCAUUGGACGUGAAUUAAACCCUCGCAUUGGAAAUUUUGACCUCAAAUACUUCUGUGAGAUGCGUCCAGGCUUAAUUGGCUGGGUUGUUAUUAACUUGGCAAUGCUGUUGGCUGAGAUGAAGGUACAGGAUCGUAAUGUGCCAUCUUUGUCAAUGAUACUGGUUAAUAGUUUCCAACUUCUCUAUGUGGUGGAUGCUCUUUGGAAUGAGGAAGCUAUUUUGACUACAAUGGACAUUACCCACGAUGGGUUUGGUUUCAUGCUAGCAUUUGGAGAUUUGAUAUGGAUUCCAUUCGUCUACAGUUUACAAGCCUUCUAUUUAGUCAAUCAUCCUAGUGAAAUUUCUUGGCCUAUUGCUUCUGCAAUUAUUAUUCUGAAUAUCUUUGGGUAUUACAUUUUCCGUGGUGCAAAUUCACAGAAAAAUGCUUUUCGGAGGAAUCCAAAUGAUCCCAAAUUGGCUCACUUGAAAUGUAUUCCCACUGCAGCUGGAAAAAGUCUUCUGGUCACAGGCUGGUGGGGCUUAGUUCGUCACCCUAACUAUCUAGGUGAUAUUAUGAUGGCUCUGGCUUGGUCCCUACCAUGUGGUUUUAAUCAUAUUUUGCCAUAUUUCUACGUGAUUUAUUUCACCUGCUUGCUUAUUCAUCGAGAAGCUCGUGAUGAACAUCAGUGUAAGAAAAAAUAUGGCUUGGCAUGGGAAAGAUACUGUCAACGUGUACCAUACCGUAUAUUUCCAUACAUCUACUAAGGUACUCCAGGAACUUGUGUUGCAAACUACGUCUGCAGUUACACAUUCUUUGCAAAUAAAAACAUGCCCCAUACCUUUGCACUUGGUCUGUUUGAUCACAUCUUUACAAAAAGCCUAAAAAUUUAACAAACAACGUAGUGAACAAACAAAUAUGAUUAUUAGACAGCAGUCUCCAAAUAUUUACCAACUAGUCAUUUUAAGCUGCACGGUGUAUUCAAUUAGAAUAAACAGUUACUUUGUGAUGUAUGAAUAAGUAAAAGAUAAGGAAAUACACAGUUCACAUAACUCACAUAUUUAACUGACUUUCAGUAUUAUCCCUGAGAAAAUGUGCUCUCUUUCCCUCCCCCUACUCCCACAAAACAAAACAAAACACACACAAACUGUAGAGUGCAAGGCUUAGGGAUUUACAACCCAGUCAAAAUUGUAAGGUUUUGUGAGCUUCUUUUUAUUCUUGCGGACCCAAUUUUUUAAGUUAAACCUUAAUCUACUGAGUUUACAUUUUUUUUUAGAAAAAGUUCAUUUAAUUGAGCACUGUGAUGUGAUGUAGGUUUUUGUUAUGUUAAGGGAAUACGAUUUCCAUCCAGCUCACUCUUCUUCAGUCACUUGCUGGUUCCCAGCGGUGAGGAGCUAAAAACCAUAAUCCUGCAUUCAGUGAUAAAUGGAAGGUAUUAUAAGGUGUAUAGUACAUGCUAUGAAGUAAAUUAGCUACAGUGUGUUUGCUCUGAGUUUUGUAAAAUAGUUCUUAAUGUACCAUAGGAUCCAUUGACUGUAUUAUAAAACCUUCACGUUUUUCCUGUACAGUGUUUGAGAAUGUGAGAUAAAUAGCUUUUUUAGGAACAGGGCAAAACAAACCAUUUCCAGUAUUAUUUUUUUUUUUUAAAGUUCUUAAGGAUUUUGUAAAGUGAUGUAUUGAUUGUCUUGAAAAUUAAUUGAAGUAUUCAUUUAAAUAUUGUUGACAAAUAUGCUAUGAAAAUGUAGAAAAUAUAUUCACUCCAAAGUUUGUGAAUCUGGCAUUACUACCUCAAAUGUAGGUUUUGCCUUUUAUACUGUUGCAAAUAGCAAAGUUUUUUCAAUAUUUCUAUUUAAGUCAAUUUUUACAUGAAUCUUUGUCACAUUCUAAUAUAUUUUUGUAUAUAUUCGACUUUUUUUAAUCUAGUGUAUAUAUAUUUUUAUCUACUUCUGUCAGUUAUGUUCUUUAUAUCCCAAAAAUGGAAUUCUAUUCCACUGCAAAGGUUUAAUUUGUAUUUGAUUAACUGUAAGUGGGUUAAUUUAAUAAGGCUGAGAGAGUGCUGAGAUAAUUUUGCAUUAAUGAACCUUGGGGAACUAGUUUUGUCCUGCUUGUCUUUCAGUUGGUAGCUUUUUUUCAGAUACAAAAAUUUAGUAAGUCAUUGAGCUUGAAUUUUAAUUGCACUGUGGAGGGAAAUUCGGUACUCCAUAGUCAGGGUUCCUAUCAGACUACAAUUCUUAAAAAUGUUGAAUAGUUGGAUGUUUUAAAAAUAGUGAUAUAAUUGAAAAGCUAGUGUUUGCUUUUUUUUAAAAUGCACUGAGUCAUUUUAGUGAAUAUAGCAUAACUUGUUCAACAUGAUCAUGACAGCUUCAGCAGGUCCAUUGGUUGCUGUUGUAAGGAGAAUAUUUUAACACCAACUAUUUUGAUUUCUGGAAAAAAACGUGGUUAAAAGUACCACUUUUUAAAAUGAGGUUAAAUUAUGCUACUGAAAAAAUAAACUAGCAACCUUUCUACAGUCUGCAUGCCAUUCUUUGGAGACAUGGGUAUAUAUCAACUGCAAUUCUAAGAGGUGAAAACAUUAUCUAAAAGUUGUAUCUGUUCUGUAUGCUCAUAUUUUUGAUGUAAAAUUGAUUAAGUAGCAUUUUAUACAAACAACCUGUAAACUGAAAUAAAAUUGUUUUUAAAAGUG
Molecule: messenger RNA, 4409 nt
Organism: Chelonoidis abingdonii (Abingdon island giant tortoise)
Lineage: Eukaryota; Metazoa; Chordata; Testudines; Testudinidae
Gene: LBR
Product: lamin B receptor
Biological process (GO): cholesterol biosynthetic process
Cellular component (GO): nuclear inner membrane
Molecular function (GO): Delta14-sterol reductase activity
Source: RefSeq, a predicted model, not a curated record